Messenger RNA from Microthlaspi erraticum, 1272 nucleotides. Lineage: Eukaryota; Viridiplantae; Streptophyta; Magnoliopsida; Brassicales; Brassicaceae. The record is from the annotation of a GenBank genome assembly.
AUGGAGAAGAAAGGGAGUGUGCUGAUGCUCCGUUACGAGGUCGGCAAGUUGCUUGGCCAGGGUACCUUUGCAAAGGUCUACCAUGCCAGGAAUCUCCAAAAUGGUGACAGUGUAGCUGUCAAGGUCAUCGACAAGGAAAGAGUCCUCAAAGUUGGCAUGACCGAGCAGAUCAAGCGAGAGAUCUCUGUCAUGCGGCUCUUGCGCCACCCCAACAUUGUCGAGCUCCAUGAGGUCAUGGCCACCAAAUCUAAAAUCUACUUUGUCAUGGAGCACGUCAAGGGCGGUGAGCUUUUCGACAAGGUCUCCUCUGGCAAGCUCAGAGAGGGCGUCGCCAGGAAGUACUUCCAACAGCUUGUGAUCGCCGUUGACUACUGUCACAGCCGUGGAGUCUGCCACAGGGACCUCAAGCCUGAGAACCUCUUGCUGGACGAGCAAGGCAACCUAAAGGUCUCUGAUUUUGGUCUCAGCGCUCUCGCCGACUCUACAAGGCAAGAUGGGUUGCUGCACACCACGUGUGGGACCCCUGCGUAUGUCGCACCGGAGGUGAUAAGCAGGAGAGGGUAUGAUGGUUUCAAAGCCGAUGUGUGGUCUUGUGGAGUCAUCCUGUUCGUCUUGCUCGCUGGUUAUCUCCCUUUCCGUGAUUCCAACCUGAUGGAGCUCUACAAGAAGAUUGGCAAAGCCGAGUUCAAGUUCCCAAACUGGCUUGCUCCUGGGGCCAAGAGAUUGCUCAAGAGGAUCUUGGAUCCUAACCCAAACACCAGGAUAUCCACUCACAAGAUUAUGCAGAGCUCCUGGUUCCGGAAAGGCCUUGAAGAGGAAAAGGACUCGCUUGACGCAGAGACAGACGCGGACGCUGAGGAAGCAGACUCAACUGCAGAGAAGGAGAAGAAACGGUGUAUCAACCUGAACGCGUUUGAGAUCAUAUCACUGUCGACGGGGUUUGACCUGUCGGGACUGUUCGAGAAAGGAGAAGAGAAAGAGGAAAUGAGGUUUACGUCCAACAGAGAGGCAUCUGAGAUAACGGAGAAGCUGGUGGAGAUUGGCAAGGAGCUCAAGAUGAAAGUGAGGAGCAAGGAACAGGGAUGGAGGGUGCUGAUGGAAGCUAGAAAAGCGGCUGAUGUUGUGGUGGUCGAAGCGGAGGUCUUUGAGAUUGCGCCCAGCCUUCACAUGGUGGUCAUGAAGAAGGGCGGUGGAGAUACGGCCGAGUAUAAGAGAGUGCUCAAGGAGGGUAUAAGGCCGGCUCUGACGGACAUUGUUUUGGCUUGGCACUGA